UGAAAAGAGUUGAAAAAAGUGGAUCCACUUUCUUAAAUCUUGUUUUAUGUGGAAAUAUUUUGAACACCGUAAUUUUUAUAUCUUGACACCCAAAUACCAAAUUGCCACAAAUUGUUUGCUGGUUCUGGGACUAGAUGCAAGGAAGGAUGACUGAUGACAACAAUCAAAACAGGGAUAAACCGCAAGAUGAAAGAUUCUUAAAUGGUGAUUUUUUUCGUUGAAGUUGACAAAAGAUUUUUUUGACUCCUACGAAAAUCAGCGGUGGAUGGUUGCUCCAAAAUCUUGUCACGAGUGUGUACUACCAAGGUGGUUGUUGCUUUUAGAUCUUGUCGUUUCUGCGAUGCAUAGUGCACUACACUCCAAUUUGUCUGUGCUUUCUUCAGAUAUACAGUACUAGCUUGUUUUCACUCCUCACUUGAGCUUUUCUACAGUACGCUUCAGCUUGCUAAUAAUUGAAGCAUGGAACCGGCUGCAGAAUGGGUACCUUGCAACAUCCAACUGGCGUACUGGACCAUGGUCCAUGGAGCCGCCAUCAGCAUGGUCUCCUGGCGGCGUUCCCUCACAGAGUCUGAAUCCAAUGAGAUAUAUGGUCCAGGAUUGGUGUCCCUAGCAAUUAGUCCGACCGAGGGCAGCUUGUUGAGUGCUAUGCAUAUAUAAUCCACACACCAUUUCCCAAUUGAGAAGAGAAAGAAGCCCGAGAGUCGUCUGAUGAGGUCGUUCUGGCUUGUGAGUACUACAACAGAGGACGCCAAGGCGGAUCAAUGGCUGACCGAGUUCUUCUACACCAACCGCAACGGCAUCCACCAUGACGUCUGGCUGCUCGAGAACCAGCUCCCCUGGAAGGUGGUCGAGAGCAUCUUGAACUUGAGGCCGGUGAACCUGGAGAAGUUCGUUGGUGCAUGGAAAGAGAGUCUGCAUGACCGCAAGGAUCUGAUCAAAGGAGGAAAGCCUGCUUUCGCCAUGGAUUACGACGACCCACCGCAUCUCCUUGGCCUCCUCCGGCACUACAUUGUUGGGAGGAGAACAAAAGCCUGGAAGCCCAAGGAUAAAGACCAGUUCAAGUCACUGUCAUUUUCUGUCAGUGCCAUCGAGCUCGCCAAAAUCGGCAUCACUCUCACAGUCAACGAAACGGGCAAGCUCGUUGACAUGGGCCUCGACCAUGGGAACUUCUCCGCUGAGCUCUCAUUGGCGCCGCUGUCCCUCAACUAUGCACGCGCGAGCCGGCUCGUCAACAUGGCUGCUCUCGAGAUUUGCUGCUUGACCCCAACUACUCUUACAGAUAUCAUUGAGGACUCAGCCGUCUGCUCGUAUCUUCUCCUCCUGUCGAUGCUGGUGCAGAAGGAGGACGACGUGCACGAGCUGCGAAGACAUGGUAUCCUGGAAGGAGGAGCUGGGCUAACCAACAAGCACGUGCUCGACUUCUUCACAUGCCUUCAGAGCCUGCCCGAUGGGUUAUGCUCUACCUUGACCUUGUUGCAGAUUGAGGAUUACAAGAUGAACAGGAAGAUAGUAACCAAGGGCCACUCGUUUUGGUACAAGCACAAGAGUACCAUCUACAAGAUCAUAUCCGCCAUUGGUUUCUUGGGUACACUUGCUGGCCUCUUACAAAAAUUCAAGUCUCCUUAAUUUCAGCCGCCGCCCCUUGAUCAUAUAGUAUCUUCUGUUCUGGCCUCUUACAAAAAUUCAAGUCUCCUUAAUUUCAGCCGCCGCCCCUUGAUCAUAUAGUAUCUUCUGUUCUACUAUUUAUUAUUAUCCAUUACUGUAUUUGGUAGUAAUUUCUUUUGUAGCUACAUGUAAUUAACUGUCCUUCUCAAUGUACCUGAAUGCCGUUUAAUUUGCAGCAAAACGUUUGCUUAGCCUUCUGAUUUUUCUCGAGCUACUGUGUUCUGUAACAGUUUGCC
Messenger RNA from Panicum virgatum (switchgrass), 1901 nucleotides. RefSeq lists its product as uncharacterized. Bases 709 to 1626 code for a protein of 305 amino acids. The record is from RefSeq and is a predicted model, not a curated record. Lineage: Eukaryota; Viridiplantae; Streptophyta; Magnoliopsida; Poales; Poaceae. The transcript has a single exon.